Molecule: messenger RNA, 1160 nt
Organism: Capsella rubella
Lineage: Eukaryota; Viridiplantae; Streptophyta; Magnoliopsida; Brassicales; Brassicaceae
Product: proline-rich protein 2
Exons: 2
Coding region: 60-989 (309 amino acids)
Source: RefSeq, a predicted model, not a curated record
CCAUAUUAUCUUCUUUCUCCUCUAAGAGUUACAUUAGUCUUCAACACAAAGAUAAUCUGAUGAGGAUAUUACCUAAAAAUGGAGGUGCUUACUGCCUCCUCGUUGUGUUUGCUCUCUGUUCUGUGGCUCAUUCCCUUAUCCGUGACGUUAAGGUCGUUGGCGAUGUCGAAGUAGUUGGCUACGGCAAUGCAGAAAGCAGCAAAAUCAAGAUCCCCAAUGCAUUCUCAGGACUCCGAGUGACGAUAGAAUGCAAGGCUGCCGAUUCAAAAGCCCCUUUUGUUACUAAAGGAAGCGGGGAAAUUGGCGAAACCGGAAAGUUUCACCUCAAUAUGCCUAAUGACAUUGUUGGAGACGAUGGAGCCCUUAAAGAAGCUUGCUAUGCUCAUCUAUACAGCACCUCCGGCACCCCUUGUCCGACCCACAACGGCCUCGAGGCCUCCAAGAUCAUUUUCCUAUCGAAAUCCGGCGAAAACCAUGUUUUUGGUCUCAAACAAAGUCUUAAGUUCUCACCAGAAGUUUGCAUCUCAAAGUUCUUUUGGCAUAUGCCUAAGUUCCAUGUCCCCGAUUUAUCGUUUCCAAAGAUCAAGAAGCCUUGUCCUCCAAUCUACAAGCCACCAGUGGUGAUCCCCAAGAAGCCGUGUCCACCAAAGAUUUCACAUAAGCCCAUCUACAAGGCUCCAGUGCCUAUCUACAAGGCUCCGGUGCCUAUACACAAGCCACCAGUGGUGAUCCACAAGAAGCCUUUUCCACCAAAGAUCGCACAUAAGCCCAUCUACAAGCAACCAGUGCCUAUUUACAAGCCAAAGAAGCCAUGUCCACCACCAAUUCACAAGCCCUCUGUGCCUAUCUACAAACCGAUAUACAAGCCACCAGUAGUGGUGAUCCCAAAGAAGCCAUGUCCACCACUUCCCAAGUUCCCGUCUUUCCCACCUAAGUACAUUCCGCACCCUAAGUUCGGGAAAUGGCCUCCUUUCCCUUCUCAUCCUUGAUUGAGAUACAUAUAUAAUUCUCUGUCUUUCUUAAUUUAAUUCAAGAAAAGUGAGCGAUGCCAAAUAAUAAUAUUCCCUUGUUGCUUUGUUGAAUUCUAUGUAGAUGAUGUUUGAUGUUUCUAUAUAUAUCUUUACAUUAAUCCCAGCCAAUAAUAUUUGUAAUUUUUGUUU